Molecule: messenger RNA, 1428 nt
Organism: Cucumis melo (muskmelon)
Lineage: Eukaryota; Viridiplantae; Streptophyta; Magnoliopsida; Cucurbitales; Cucurbitaceae
Exons: 1
Coding region: 111-1274 (387 amino acids)
Molecular function (GO): protein binding
Source: RefSeq, a predicted model, not a curated record
CGAUGCAAUAAGAAAAUAGGAAACUGUUGUCGAAGAAGAAGAAGAAGAAGAAGAAGAAGAAGAAGUAGGAAACUGAAUCUUUUCGGUCCAACGACUCAUCAUUCCUCGAGAUGGAAACCGAGUCACCCUCACCCUCACCUGACUCUCACUCUCACAGCACUUCCGAUCCCGAAACCCUAACAACUGGAAUCGAAAAUUUGACAAUUUCCUCGGACCCUUUAACCACUCAGUUUGGAUCCCUCAAUGAUCUUGCUCACGAUCUUUCCUCCCUUCAAGAUCUCGCCACUCGCGGUUCAUGGCGUUCAAUUUUAGAUAAGGUUGCCCGAGCACGAGCUCUCUCCCUGCUCCAGAAGCCCCAUGACCACCUCACUUACCUAUCCUACAAUGUCCUUGCCCUCGUCAAACUCCGCCGUUUCGCCGAAGCCUUGGCGGAACUUGAUUCUCUCGAAGAUCUCAAUAGCUCUCAAUACAGGUAUGAAUCCUAUCCUAGCGUGUACCCUAAUCGAACCGGCUCCAUGGUUCCUUUUUCACUUCGGUGGCUGCACGCGCUAAUCCCCAUCAAAAUGGGUGAGCGUCAAGAUGGGUUGGAUCGGUUCUACGAACUUCUGGAUUUUGUACAGUCAAAAUUAAAGGAUAAAGAGGAGAAAAAGCCCGAUGUCUCUGUGAACUUGUGGAAGAAAAGGGAAGUGUUUGUGAUUAAUUGUAUUAUUGGUCAUCAUUUAAGUAACAAGGAGUUUGGGGUUUGUUUAACUUUGAUCAAUAAUUUGUUAAGUGAGGAUUUCUCAGAUCCUGCUCUGAUAUCGAAACUUGGGUAUAUACAAAUGCACGCUGGUGAUAUUGAAGGAGCUAAACGUUCGUUUAAUCGGAUUGAGGAGUUGGUUAAAGAGGGGAAAAGUAGUGGGUCAUUAAGCGAAGUAGAGAUUAAGAACCUUGUGAAUAGGAACAAGGCGUUGGUGUUUUUGGUGGGUAAGGACUAUCUAUCAGCUGUGAGGGAAUAUGAGGAGUGUAUUGAGAGGGAUAAUUCGGACAUGGUGGCUAUUAACAAUAAGGCUCUUUGCUUGAUGUACUUGCGAGAUUUAGCAGAUUCGAUUAAGGUGCUUGAAAAUGCACUGGAAAGAGUUCCGACUGUGGCUCUCAAUGAGACAGUGAUCGUGAAUCUGUGUAGUAUGUAUGAAUUGGCUUAUGUCAAUCACUCUGAGAUUAAGAGAACGCUCAAUAACUGGAUUGCCCGUGUUGCUCCUGAUGAUUUUGAUUCUUCGAGUACCCGAAUUUAAGUUUGUGUGUAUGAUUUUGGUAUUACAAUACCUUAUGCAUCCGUGCCCCCACAUUUUUAACCCAUGUGGGUUUUGAGUUUUAUCCCUUGUAUCAAAAUCUAUUCCUCUUUAUUGGGUGUCACCUGAAAUUCAUCAUGAUACUGGUUCUCAUUCA